CUACUUGAAGUAAAUUCUAAAAUUGGAAGACGAAACUAUUCAUCGUUGAUUCGAUGGUUGGAUUUCUGUGCCGGGAACUUCAUAAAUUAGAUAUCUUUCAUUGAUAUUGAUUAUUUUUGUGCUAACAAUCUAUUACUUUCGUCAUAACAAUGGAUUAAUUAAGAUUAAAUAAGUGGGAUAAUAUCCCCAUAUGUUGACUUGUGUUAUUCUAUAAAUUAAUUAUUUGAUCAUACAUAUGCCUGGAAUUGUAAUGGACAGAAAUACUGGAUCUACCAUUGGUACUACACCACAUGGCCGAUGGAUUGAUCAACAACAAUAUCUUGUUGAAACAUAUCGUCAAAUUCGUACAAAUUUAGGUCAAUUAGAAGCUGAAAUAGAAGCUGCACGAUUAAGAGUCACUGAUUGGACACGACUAAGACGACAUCCAAGCCGUAGUCGUAGUCUUAGUCAUGCUAGUGUUUCAACUACUGCAAGCAGUUUAUUAAGUUGUAGUACAUUUGAAAGUGGUACAACAGAUGCUUCAUUUUUAAAUGUUACAACAGAUGGUACUACUGGUUCAUCAUGUCAUUCAUCAUGUUCAUCAACAUGUGGUAUACAAUUACCUUCAGAAAUAGCAGCUAAAUUAAGUGCAGCAACAUUAAUUUCAGCAUUUUUAGCUGCAAGUCAUGAUUUUACACAAGAUAAAAUACAAGAUUCAACUAUUAUAGAUCAUUUAGAAAAACCUAUUAGAGCUCGUACACCAGAUCAAUUUAUAUCAUCUAAUAGAUCACGUUCAAAUAGAUCUAUUUCACCUUCAUCUCAAUGAAACAAUGAAAUAUACAUGAGUUAAUAUAUAUAUAUAUACUCAGGGUAUUGGGUAUUCAUAUAUUGGGAACCUAAAACAAAACAUACCCCUAACAUAAAUCUAAAUUCAUUUCGUGAUUGAUUUUCAUAACGUACUGGAUCCAAUGAUACAUAUUCCAUUUCCAUCAUGUAUACAAAGAACAGAUUCAUAACAUCUUUUUACCUACUCUACUUUAUUAUACUCAUAUAUGUAAC
Molecule: messenger RNA, 1038 nt
Organism: Schistosoma rodhaini
Lineage: Eukaryota; Metazoa; Platyhelminthes; Trematoda; Strigeidida; Schistosomatidae
Source: the annotation of a GenBank genome assembly